AUGACCCGAUGGCCGGGUGAGCAGCAAGACCUUGUUGUCAAGAGACCAGCCAACGAAUCCUUGAAACUUGAAAGGCUACAACAAACAACAACAUUCCACUCUCUCUUCUCCCCAAACAGAAACAGUAACCAAAUCCGAACCACCACCAAUCAUACGCAAUGACCUCCUCUUUCUCCCUGACUCCAUUCUCUCUCCUCCCCAAACCCACCCAACCCCGCUCUCGCUCCCACUCCAUCAAAUUCUCCCUCUCCCAACCACCACCACCACCACCACCCAACCCAAAACCCACCAAACCCGACCCCAAAUUCAAGUCAUGGGUUAGCCCAAACUGGCUCACUUCCCUAACCCAAACUCUAACCUUCACCCAAGAUGACUCCAACAUACCCAAAGCCAGCGCUCAACUCGAAGACGUUUCUGAGCUUCUUGGGGGCGCACUCUUUCUUCCACUCUUCAAAUGGAUGAAUACUUAUGGACCCAUUUACCGUUUGGCUGCUGGCCCCCGCGAUUUCGUCGUUGUUAGUGACCCCACCAUUGCUAAGCAUGUUUUGAGGAAUUAUGGGACUAAGUAUGGAAAGGGCCUUGUUGCUGAAGUUUCUGAGUUUCUAUUUGGUUCUGGUUUUGCCAUUGCUGAAGGCUCUCUUUGGACGGCGAGGCGCAGGGCUGUUGUUCCAUCACUCCACAAGAAGUAUCUCUCUGUAAUAGUUGAACGGGUUUUUUGCAAAUGUUCUGAAAGGAUGGUAGAGAAGCUGAAAGCCAGUGCAGCCACUGGUGCUGCUGUGAACAUGGAGGCUGUAUUUUCUCAGCUUACGCUUGAUGUCAUUGGCCUAUCAUUAUUCAACUACAAUUUUGACUCGUUGUCUACUGAUAGUCCUGUAAUUGAUGCUGUUUACACUGCACUAAAAGAGGCAGAGAAUCGUUCCACUGAUAUUCUACCUUAUUGGAAGGUUAAAGCCUUGUGUAAAGUUAUUCCAAGACAAAUUAAGGCUGAGAAUGCAGUUGAAGUUAUCCGGGACACCGUUGAAGAGCUUAUUGCAAAGUGUAAAGAAAUUGUCGAAGCUGAAGGUGAAAAGAUAGAUAAUGAAGAAUAUGUCAAUGAAGCAGAUCCAAGUAUACUACGUUUCUUGCUGGCUAGCAGGGAGGAGGUAUCCAGCACACAACUGCGAGAUGACCUCUUGUCAAUGCUAGUUGCUGGCCAUGAAACUACUGGCUCAGUGUUAACGUGGACAGCAUAUCUUCUAAGUAAGGAUCCUUCUUCUUUAUCAAAAGCAAAACAAGAAGUUGACAAUGUUCUACAGGGAAGGCUUCCUUCGUAUGAAGAUACCAAAGAACUCAAGUUUUUGACACGUUGCAUAUUAGAGUCGAUGCGUCUGUAUCCACAUCCUCCAGUUUUACUCAGAAGAGCUCAAGUUGUUGACACCCUUCCUGGAAAUUACAAGGUCAAUCCUGGUCAAGAUAUAAUGAUAUCAGUAUAUAAUAUCCAUCAUUCAUCCCAGGUGUGGGAAAGGGCUGAAGAGUUUGUUCCAGAAAGGUUUGAUUUGGAGGGUCCAGUUCCUAACGAAACAAACACUGAUUUCAGGUUUAUACCAUUUAGUGGAGGGCCUCGUAAGUGUGUAGGCGAUCAGUUUGCGUUAUUGGAAGCAAUUGUAGCUCUUGCAAUCCUUCUUCAGAACAUGAAUUUUGAGCUGAUCCCAGAUCAGGACAUUACUAUGACUACUGGAGCAACUAUCCAUACGGCAAAUGGCUUGUACAUGAAACUGACUGAACGUGCAAAAGAACCUGUAUUUGCUGCAUGAUCGUAGGUAUUAGUGUCUUCAGAAGGAAUCAGAAUUCAGAACACAGUUUUGAGCUUUCAAAUCUCAACCGCAGCUGCAAAGUGGAUUAACUUCAACUGUCGACCGCUGAAGCAGUGAACUAUCAAGGAUUAUCAGGGAUUACCAAAUGGGGUAGAGAUGUGUAAAAUCAAAAUAGUUACUGUCUAAGACUCUUGUACACAUGUUUUCUACAUACAUACUACUCUGUAUAGUUUAGUAGUUUAGCGAUAGUUUUAUUAGUCUCCCUAUUCCCCCAAAUUAGGGAAAUGGAUAUGCAAUUAAUUCUUUAAGGAUGUAUGGAGUAUAUUUAAAAAUUAAGAUCGGUAUAUAUUAUCUCAAACCAGAAGGUAUAUUGAGUGAGAUGAAAUAGUUGUAACCCCAUUACCCAUACGUUUGCUUAUUUCUCCCAAGAGAGUGUUGUAGACUUUUUA
Spinacia oleracea (spinach) is the source of this 2242-nucleotide messenger RNA. Its product is annotated as carotene epsilon-monooxygenase, chloroplastic. Gene Ontology annotation, molecular function: heme binding; iron ion binding; carotene epsilon hydroxylase activity. The record is from RefSeq and is a predicted model, not a curated record. The transcript has 10 exons. Gene Ontology annotation, cellular component: chloroplast. Bases 159 to 1793 code for a protein of 544 amino acids. NCBI's taxonomy places the organism in Eukaryota, Viridiplantae, Streptophyta, Magnoliopsida, Caryophyllales, Amaranthaceae. Gene Ontology annotation, biological process: carotenoid biosynthetic process.